This is a messenger RNA of Halteromyces radiatus, 1500 nucleotides long. Its product is annotated as meiotically up-regulated gene 157 protein. The record is from RefSeq and is a predicted model, not a curated record. The transcript has 7 exons. Gene Ontology annotation, biological process: carbohydrate metabolic process. NCBI's taxonomy places the organism in Eukaryota, Fungi, Mucoromycota, Mucoromycetes, Mucorales, Cunninghamellaceae. The coding region runs from base 1 to 1500 and encodes 499 amino acids.
AUGGAAGUACCAACAUCAUCAUCAUCAUGUCCUGAGUAUAAAGAAUACGCCAAAGUCUUCCAUGGACCAGCCAGUUCAGGAUCAUUGAAACUUCCAUUCCAACGUCCUAUUGAAGCAUGUCGAACAUUUACCAGUAAAGUGAUUGACCAAGCGGUUGAUUUUGUUGCCUCCAAAAUAGCCAAUGCUGAUCUGGCACGCCUGUUCACCAACACUUUUCCCAAUACAUUGGACACCACCGUCAGUCAAACAGCCUGUUUAACCAAUCAAACAGAUAACUGUCAUCCAUUGAGCUUUGUGAUCACAGGAGAUAUCAAUGCCAUGUGGUUACGUGAUUCUGCCAAUCAGAUGAUGCCUUACUUGAAUUAUAUACCUCAAGACUAUUCACUGAAACGUUUGUUUUUGGGUACCAUCUACCUUCAGGCCCACUUUAUUUCCAUUGAUCCCUAUGCCAACGCGUUCCAUCCAGGUCAGAAUAUGCAACAGUGGUCCAUCAUGCAAACCCCAAAUCCCUCUAAACAUCAUGGAUUUUCCCCUGGAGGUAUACCUGAAGUCGCCGACUAUAAAUGGGAAAUCGAUUCUUUGGCCUCCUUUUUCAGUCUUUCUUUUCAGUAUUGGCAAACCACACAGGAUCGUUCUUUUAUUGAUUCUCCCAUCUGGAUGAAUGCCGUGGAAACAAGCAUCAAUCUCUUACUCAACGAACAACAUGGUACCUUUGAUCCUAAGACAGGAGACGUCUUGCCAGUGAAUGAACGAUAUUCUCAAACUACACGACAACCUGCAGAUACACAAUUUCUAGAAGGACGUGGUCAACCUAUCAAACAAACAGGCAUGAUCAGAACACUCUUCCGACCUUCCGAUGAUGCAUGUGUGUUUCCCUUUUUUGUACCUGGUAAUGCCAUGAUCUCGGUGGAAUUAGAUCAUCUCAGUCAAUUGAUUCGUGAUAAGAAUGCUACCUUGGCUAAUCAAGCUAGUCAACUGUCCAAAGAUAUUCGUGAAGCUAUUUUCAAGUAUGGUGUGGUGGAUCUACCAGAUCAUGGAAAAGUAUUUGCUUAUGAAGUGGAUGGAUAUGGAGCACAAUUAAUCAUGGAUGAUGCCAAUGUACCGUCGUUAUUAUCUUUACCAUUAUUGGGUUUUGUUCCUGUGGAUGAUCCAAUUUAUCAAAAUACACGACGGCUUGUUUUAUCCAAAGGUAAUCCAUAUUAUUAUGAAGGUCCUAGCAUGUCAGGUAUUGGUAGCCCUCAUGUCCCUUUGAAUUAUGCUUGGCCUAUGUCUCAAAUCGUCAGAAUCAUGACUUCAAAAGAUGAUACUGAAAUCAAAGAAACCUUGGAUUUAUUAUUACGAACAACGGCCGGAACAGGCUUGAUUCAUGAAUCUAUCUAUAUUCUUGGAAAUCCGACGGAAAAAGUUCCCUAUACUAGAUCAUGGUUUGGUUGGGCAAAUUCAUUAUUUGGUCAAGCUAUCAUUCAAUUGGUCAAAGAAAAACCUCACCUUCUUGCUUAG